UGUGGAAGAUGGUUUUAAUCAUUCCAAUGUUUGUAAAAAGUUGCGCUUCUGUUUUCAUGAAACUAAUUUUAAAUAAUUUUAUAUCUAAAUGAUUCAAAAAUCGAUUGAUUCAUAUCUGUGAGUUAUCCAUAACAGUGGGCUAUCCAUAACUGUGGGUCGACUGUAUCAUACAAACUUUUCUCCGGAAAACCACCGCCGAAAUCAUCGUUCCAGAAGCGGCGUCUUCAGCCUCCGGAUUUGAAAUCCCUUAAAUUGAUGUUGGUAGUGUAAUCCAAGUGAAAAUGCCCAGGUAUCCGAGGAAAGCUAAGGCAACCGUCGCGACCGAGGAGAUCAAGGAAGAACCCCUGCCAAAGGUCGAACUGCAUUCACUGAAAAUGGACCACAUGGAGGAAAUUAAGGUGGAACCACUGGUACCGCUAGAUGACCCGAUCGAUCAGUGCUCGGACGGAUCGCGAUGCCAGUUCUGCUCCAAGCUAGUUUCCGAAUCCGGAGGCCCGGCUGUUACCACGCGCAAAACAAUUACUUACGUUCUGGGUGUACGCAAGUGGGCACCAGAUUCGGAUCAUCCGGAUUGCUGCCAGGAGUGUAAAACUAUGUUCGAUAUGUUUUACGAGUUCAAAAAAUCCUGCCUGGCAGCCAUAGCUCGAGCGAAGGUCCUGUUGUCCGAGAAGAAUGUAACCAGCAACGAACGGGAUUUGAAAAUCCCUUCGGAACCGACCGUCGAAAAAGUGGGCGGAAGUUUUGAACCUCCGCUUCAGGAGAUAUGUGACUCGGAUAUGGAUGAAAAGGGGUUUCAGGAUGAUGACGAUGAUACCUUCGUGGAACCCCUUCCAGAGGCAGCUCAGAAUAACGAUAAAUCACGUUUAGACAGUCCAAAGGACAUGGUUCAACCGGAAACCGUACCAAAAGAAACUGACAGUAGCUCUAGUGUUCCACCAUCCUCAAGCGAUGAUUUGAGCCCAACCAAGCCCAAGAAACGCAGAAGUGUAAAGCCCAAAGCCAAGACACCGAAAACGCCGAACGAUGAACUUCCUACAGCAAACCAAUCAGCAACCGAAGAAGAAGGUAAUCCUUCGGCAACGCCUAAGGCGGAAUCCGAAGAAAUCCCUCGAAAGAAAUAUCAGAGGCGGAAGAAAACUACAUAUACGUGUGAGCUGUGCUCGAAUACCUUCACAACCGAGAAACAAUGGACUCUUCACAUGAAUAGACACAACGGCAUACGCACGGUCGCCUGUCGUCGCGAAGGCUGCGACAAGAAGUUCUUCGAUACUCAGCAUCGCCACGCGCACGAGAUUGGCUGCGGCAAGGACGUAAAGAUCAUGUGCAGUGUGUGUGCCGCAAUCUUCCGUUCGAUGAGUGCCCUGCGGACUCACAUGGCCGGUCACGGAGAACUGAAGUUCUUCUGCAAGGUGUGCGGCAAGGGUUUCUAUCGGAAAGCCAAGCUGGACAAGCACGCCUCGGUGCACUCCGAUGCGCGUAACCACGAGUGCAACGUUUGCGGAAAGCGCUUCAAGUCGAAGGAAGCCAAUCGCGUGCAUCAGCGAGUUCACACCGAGGAGCGGCCAUACGCGUGCCACAUUUGCAGCAGGGCCUUCCGAUAUAACUGUGGACUGAAGGCGCACCUGGAGAGAGGACACGACCCGGGAGAACUGAACCAGCCAAAACUGAAAGCCAACGUUAAUUCUUCCGAUUCAACGAUCGGCUGGUUUUAAUACGAUGGAUGAGGACAUUAGGAUAAGAGCACGAAAAUCUCAAGAAAAACAGAUACCGUAAAGUGCCCCAAUUCAGAACGUUAUCUAAUUUCGCGUAUUUGGUUUAGAACUGCAUGCUUUUUUUUAGAACUUUUGACUUGUCAAUUUCGCUAUCCGUAUUUAAUUAUAAUACAUCAUGGUAUUUCAGCACAAUACCAUUAUUAAUUGCGCACGGAAUUAUGGCACAUUACGGUACAUAUUCGAUGAUAAAUAUGAUUACUUCUCUGCAUA
Messenger RNA from Aedes aegypti (yellow fever mosquito), 1982 nucleotides. RefSeq names its product zinc finger protein 449. Gene Ontology annotation, molecular function: RNA polymerase II transcription regulatory region sequence-specific DNA binding; DNA-binding transcription factor activity, RNA polymerase II-specific. Lineage: Eukaryota; Metazoa; Arthropoda; Insecta; Diptera; Culicidae. Gene Ontology annotation, cellular component: nucleus. The record is from RefSeq and is a predicted model, not a curated record. The coding region runs from base 282 to 1712 and encodes 476 amino acids. Gene Ontology annotation, biological process: regulation of transcription by RNA polymerase II. The transcript has 4 exons.